Messenger RNA from Camelina sativa (false flax), 2779 nucleotides. Its product is annotated as alpha-L-arabinofuranosidase 1. Gene Ontology annotation, molecular function: alpha-L-arabinofuranosidase activity. NCBI's taxonomy places the organism in Eukaryota, Viridiplantae, Streptophyta, Magnoliopsida, Brassicales, Brassicaceae. Gene Ontology annotation, biological process: L-arabinose metabolic process. The record is from RefSeq and is a predicted model, not a curated record.
AAGAAAUAGAUGAACAGGUGAAAGAGUAGAGAGGUUCAGACGUUCAGUAGUCGUCGCUUCUAAUCAACUUCCACUUGUUCCACGAAAACAAGCAAUUCGAUCUAACGUGAAAGCAAGGAUUCUCUCUGAUCUUUGCCUCUUACUCCAAGCAAAUCAAUCCCCAAAGCAAACAAAAAACAUUCUUUCUUAUACCCUUCACUCCUCCCUCUUCUGUCUCUGAUAUAUUAUAUCCUUCACCCACCAUUCCUCUUGUCUCUCGUUUCGAUCAUAUCCAUUGUGUCGUUGAUUCCAAACCGGUUGUUGGUUUAUUUGGAUGUGGUGAUUAUGGAUAUGGAGUCUUGGAAGUUGCUCAGAAGUAUUUGCAUUCUUUCUUUUCUCCUUGGCUCUUGCUUCGUCUAUCAAAGCCUUCGUGUUGUUGAUGCUCAAGAAGAUCCUAAACCAGCCGUCACUUUGCAAGUUGAUGCUUCUAAUGGAGCUGGACGACCCAUUCCUGAAACGCUAUUUGGCAUAUUCUUCGAGGAGAUCAACCAUGCUGGUGCUGGUGGAUUAUGGGCCGAACUUGUUAGCAACAGAGGGUUUGAAGCUGGUGGGCAAAACAUACCGUCUAAUAUUUGGCCAUGGUCCAUUGUUGGUGAUCAUUCAUCCAUAUAUGUAGCUACAGACCGUUCAUCAUGCUUUGAACGGAAUAAAAUUGCAUUGAGAAUGGAUGUGCUCUGUGAUAGCCAAGGUUGUCCAUCAGGAGGUGUUGGAGUUUAUAACCCUGGUUACUGGGGCAUGAAUAUUCAAGAAGGAAAGAAGUACAAGGUGGCUCUUUAUGUGCGUUCAAUUGGUGAUAUCGAUCUGUCUGUGUCGUUGACGAGCUCGAAUGGAUCACGGACUCUUGCUUCUGAAAAAAUCACAGCUUCUGCAUCUGAUGUUUCAAAAUGGACUAAAAAAGAGGUUAUUUUGGAGGCAAAAGGGACAGAUCCUAGUGCAAGACUUCAGUUAACAACAACCAAGAAAGGGUCAAUAUGGAUUGACCAAGUCUCGGCCAUGCCAGUGGAUACUUAUAAGGGACAUGGUUUCAGAAACGAUCUUUUCCAAAUGAUGGUUGAUAUAAAACCCCGUUUCAUCCGGUUCCCAGGUGGUUGUUUUGUCGAGGGUGAAUGGUUAAGUAAUGCAUUCCGCUGGAAAGAAACCGUAGGACCUUGGGAAGAGAGACCGGGCCAUUUUGGUGAUGUUUGGAAGUAUUGGACCGAUGAUGGCCUUGGCCACUUCGAGUUCUUUCAAUUGGCAGAAGACAUUGGUGCAGCCCCGAUAUGGGUGUUUAACAACGGGAUAAGUCAUAAUGAUGAAGUUGAAACUGCCAGUAUCAUGCCCUUUGUUCAAGAAGCACUCGACGGUAUUGAGUUUGCCCGAGGAGAUGCUAAUUCAACAUGGGGAUCUGUUCGAGCUAAAAUGGGACGCCAAGAGCCUUUUGAACUGAAAUACGUUGCCAUUGGAAAUGAAGAUUGUGGAAAAACAUACUACAGAGGAAACUAUAUUGUGUUCUAUGAUGCUAUAAAAAAAGCCUACCCAGAUAUCAAAAUCAUCUCCAACUGCGAUGGAUCUUCUCAUCCGCUCGACCACCCAGCUGAUUACUAUGACUUUCACAUUUACACUUCUGCUAGCAAUUUGUUUUCCAUGUAUCAUCAAUUUGACCGCACUUCACGCAAUGGCCCGAAGGCUUUUGUCAGUGAAUAUGCUGUGACUGGAAAAGAUGCUGGUACGGGAAGCCUUCUCGCCUCUCUUGGAGAAGCUGCGUUUCUCAUUGGUCUUGAAAAGAAUAGUGACGUUGUGGAAAUGGCUAGCUAUGCACCACUCUUUGUGAACACAAACGAUAGACGGUGGAACCCUGAUGCAAUAGUAUUCAAUUCCUCUCAUCUAUAUGGAACUCCUAGCUAUUGGGUCCAACGGUUCUUUGCAGAGUCAAGUGGAGCAACUCUUCUCACUUCAGCCCUCAAGGGAAACUCUUCUUCUCUUGUCGCAUCCGCAAUCUCGUGGAAAAACAAUGGCAAAGAUUACAUACGCUUAAAGGCAGUAAACUUCGGAGCUACCUCAGUAAAUAUGAAAGUGCUGGUAACUGGAUUGGACCCGAACGUGAUGAAAGUUUCGGGAUCAAAGAAGACAGUACUUACAUCUACCAAUGUGAUGGAUGAAAAUUCCUUCUCACAGCCAGAGAAGGUGGUGCCACAUGAAAGCUUGCUAGAGAUGGCAGAGGAGGAUCUGACCGUUGUUCUCCCGCCACAUUCCUUCUCUUCUUUCGAUUUGUUGAAGGAAUCUGCAAAGAUAAAAAUGCCAAUUUCUGAUUCUUCUACUCAUCAGAAAACUACCACUCUCUGAAGAGUUAACGAUGACAAUAAAUAUAAAUAAUUUACUGAUUCCGGUCACUGGGUCCAUGAUUUGAAGCCACGAUCAUCAUCGAUUCUUAGGAAUCGUUCGGAAGAGUGAAUGUGAUGAUCCAGUUGCUUUUGCAUGAAUUUUGCGUUGCUGCUGCUGAGAGCGUACCAUUGCUUGCACGUCUCUUUGAAUCGGAGCAAAGAUUCAACCGGAGUUCUGCAAAGUAUCUCUUCGACUAACUCAGACGGCAACGAGGACAAACGAUUCGCGGGAGCCUGAGCCAUGGGGACGUAACGUUUUGAAAGAAAGAGAAAAAAAAAAGAGAGAUGUGAGUCGAGUGAGAGAGAUUGAUUCUUGAAAGAUGAUAAAAUGGUUUCUUGUUUCCUUUUUCGUUUCUCAGUUAGCUUUUUAUUGACUUUAA